CGUGUGGGCGGGGCUCGGAAAGAUGUCGGCGGCAUUGCUACGGCGCGGUUUGGAGCUUCUGGCGGCGUCCGAGGCUCCUCGAGCCGUCCCCGGCCAGGUCAAGGCUAGCGGGACUCCGGUGAAGCGGACCCGCAGGGCGAGGGCCAAGGCCUCCCAGGCCCCGAAACUACGGAACUCAGCGAAGGGAAAGGUGCCUAAAUCCGCUCUAGCUGAGUACCAGAAACGGCAGUGUCGAGACCACUUCAAGGCAAACCUGAAGUUUAUGACCAGCAUGAGAAGCACUGUGCCAGAGUCUGUGACCCAGCAGAUUCUGCAGCAGAAUCAAGGCCGGAAAGCCUGUGAUCGGCUAGUGGCCAAGACGAAGAACAAGAAGAAGAAGAAGAAGGCUGAGGGCACUGUGUUCACUGAAGAGGACUUCCAGAAGUUCCAGAGGGAAUAUUUUGGCAGCUAGACUUACUGGAGGAGUGGUGGGGACAAAAGGCACUAACUUUAGACUGCCAUACCUCUGCUGUCCUAUGUCCCUGCAGCUCUGUGCCAUGGGCGACCAGCAGGUGGCAGUGCAAAUCUAGCCUGGCUCAGGAAGACAUAUGCUGCUAUCCCAGGGACACUGGAACAGAGCUGCAAGCCCUGCAGCAAAUUUUCCUUCAAACUGGUUUGGUGGAGCCAUCAGCACCCUGCCAGAAAAGAUUCUGACCUGUAAGCUGUGACCAGGAUCAGGUCCCGGGGCUGUUUGUUGUGAAAUAGAGCCAGGUACUUGGCCCGCUCAGACCACACCUCAAGGAGCUGGAAGUUCAAAUAAAUGUAAUUUGGGCAAGUGUG
Molecule: messenger RNA, 819 nt
Organism: Arvicanthis niloticus (Nile rat)
Lineage: Eukaryota; Metazoa; Chordata; Mammalia; Rodentia; Muridae
Gene: Rps19bp1
Product: ribosomal protein S19 binding protein 1
Cellular component (GO): nucleolus
Molecular function (GO): enzyme binding
Source: RefSeq, a predicted model, not a curated record